UUUAUUCAUUAAGGGUAUAAACGAUAUUAACCACUCUAAUUUUUAACUUGAGAGCUCGAUUCUAAAAAUUUACUUCGCAAAUAAUAAUAUAGAUGUCAUAAAAUUCUAUUAUAUCGAAUAAGAAAUUUUGUUUAAAAUUUUAUAAUUUAUGAAUUAGUUUAUUUGAGAUUUUGUAAAUAUACUUUUAUGUAAAUUUUUCUUAGGCAUGAUAAUUUUAACCGUUUCGAUUUAUCAUUCAAAAUUAAUUAAUUCCAAUCUUAUGAUAUAAAGUUUGGUUUUUCAAAGUUAUUUUUUUAAAUACUAAACAAAGAUAAUAAUAGCAAAAGACUAUUUGAUGGUUUUUAGUUGACAAUAAUUUUUCUUUUAAUUAUUUGUAGUCGAACUUAAUUUUAUUGUUUUAAUUUCAUUGUACCAAUGACUAUCAUUAAAAAAGUAGUUAGGUAAAAUGUAUUGAGAAUCUGAGAUUAUUAAAUUUCCGAACUUUUCUGAUUUAAAAAGAAGAAAAAAAAGUGUCAAAGAAAUUGAACUACAUCUGAUUCACUUGAUGCUAAUUAAUUUCUUACUUGUCCAAUAAGAAAUCAACUCCAAGUCUUAUUAAUAACUAAAAAAUUUCACUCCUUCCCAUUUCACUAUAAAUACGACACCAUGCUCUCGUCUCCUACAUCACAAAAACACAAUCUUCAGUUCCAAAAAUCGUUUUCCUCUCUAAAACAUUAACAUUUAAACUAAUCGUGUUUUUCCCCGAUAAUGGAAGCUAAAGAUACGGCGGCACCUCCUCUCCGUAAGAUCAUCUCCGUCGCUUCCAUCGCCGCCGGUGCACAGUUCGUGUGGGCCCUACAGCUCUCUCUCCUGACUCCUUACGUACAACUUCUCGGUGGCCCUCACAAAUGGUCCGCUAUCAUCUGGCUCUAUGGUCCCAUCUCCGGCAUGCUUGUUCAACCUAUCGUAGGUUACUCUAGUGACAGAUGCACGUCAAGAUUUGGUCGCCGCCGUCCUUUCAUUGCCUCCGGGGCCGCCUUUUACGCCUUCGCCGUCUUCUUGAUCGGUUACGCGGCUGAUAUCGGUUACAAAAUGGGAGAUAAGCUCGAGCAAACGCCGAGGGUACGAGCCAUAGCGAUCUUCGCUGUCGGGAUCUGUUUCCUCGACGUGGCCAGCGACACUCUCCAAGGACCUUGUCGUGCUUUCUUGGCCGACUUAGCCGCAGUAGACGCUAAAAGAACGCGAGCCGCAAACGCGUUUUACUCUUUCUUUAUGGCGGUUGGAAACGUUUUGGGAUACGCGGCUGCUUCUUAUACGAACCUACACAUAAUGUUCCCGUUCGCGAUGACAAACGCUUGCGAUACCUAUUGUGCUAAUCUCAAAAGCUGCUUCCUCUUGUCUAUAAUACUCCUCCUCAUCGUCACCGUCACGUCUCUUUGGUACGUUAAAGACGAGCAAUGGUCUCCCCCGCCGGUGAACCCCGACGAGGAGAAGACUGUGAGUGAUGAUGCUUCCUUUGGAGAAAUUUUUGGAGUUUUUAAAGUAAUGGAACGUCCCAUGUGGAUGCUUUUGAUCGUCACGGCCCUUAACUGGAUCGCAUGGUUCCCGUUUCUUUUUCUCGACACUGAUUGGAUGGGUCGUGAGGUGUACGGUGGAAGUUCCGAAGGAGACGAUAGGAUGAAGAAACUGUACAGCCAAGGAGUACACUCUGGUGCGUUGGGACUUAUGUUUAACUCUAUUGUUGUUGCUUUCAUGUCACUUGGUGUUGAGUGGAUUGGUCGGAAAGUGGGUGGUGCUAAACGGCUUUGGGGAAUUGUGAAUUUUAUACUCGCCAUUGGUUUGGUUAUGACGGUUCUUGUUACAAAGUUGGCGGCGGAUUAUCGGAAAACAGCCGGUCCUUAUGCCGAACCGUCACCUGGUAUUAGAGCUGGAGCGUUGAGUCUCUUUGCUGUUCUUGGUAUCCCAUUAGCUAUUACUUUCAGGAUUCCGUUUGCACUAGCCUCCUCCACAAUUUCAAGCAGCUCCGGCGCUGGCCGAGGAAUUUUAAAUCUGGCGAUUGUGAUACCACAAAUGAUAGUAUCACUGGGAGGAGGACCUUUCGACGCCUUAUUUGGCGGUGGAAACCUACCAGCAUUUAUUGUGGGAGCAAUUGCAGCGGCGACCAGUGGAGUAUUAGCGUUAACCGUUUUACCUUCACCGCCAUCAUCAAAUAACAAAAAAAAGAAUGCAUAAAGUUAAAGUCUAAUAACCUUCGGUUGUCAAAAAAAAAGGAAAAAGAGAGGUUGUAUGUAUUUUCACCCUUCACCUAGUUUAUUGUUCUUGUUACCGAUUAUCAAUUUAAAAUAUAUAUUUUUCUUACUGUUUGUUUGCUUGAUCGUUAGUAACUUGUGUCUGGCUGUGGUAAACGAAAAACUACAGAAAAUAACUCUAGAAUACGAAAUCAAUCCUGAUAAUUAAUUUUGUGACAAAUUGACAAUACUUAAAACGUGAAGAAAAGGUUGCAAAGGGUAUUCUGAUUUUCGAAGGCCCAAAAUAAUCAAACUUAGCUAGUAACCAUAUAUAUAUUACUACUGGUUACCCUAAAACAAAUAAUUAUUUGUUUGAUUAUAUCGAGCUUAUUUUUCUGGACCCAAACAAGUUGAUACAUUCCUUUAUAUUACAUGCACUCGAUCUACAUAAACUUCCUUAUAUAUGAAAUGGACGGUUCAAGUUGCUUAGACAUUUAUUUAUAAAUAGUGAAUUAGGGUUGAUGAAUUAUGUCAUAUGCAAUGGAAAUAAACAUUAGAUAAAAAAAAGUAGAAGCUUUGACAUUUAACAAUUAUCAAAUAAGUAUCAAUGUUUAGUACUAAUCCACAGAAUCUAUAACUGGUUAGUGUAAGGAGAAAAAAAAAGAGAAGCUAAAGUGAAAAAGUAAUGACGCGGCGUGAUCAUGAAGGAAACGUUAGUCAGCGCAAAAAAACAAAAACGUGUUAUAAUCAGUUUUGCACGUGCAGAACGUGCCUCUCUGCCUUUGGUAGCUGAGGCCUUCACUUCUCGUUUCUUACCUCAACUUGUAUCGCAGCAUGCUGCCGUCCGAAGUCUAUCACAUACAAUUAGCAAAAAAAAUGUUUUAUACGUUGCAUAAAAUGUUUUUAUUUAUUAGCAUAUAUGGUUUAUACAUUAGCAAAAAAAUAUGUUUAUACAUUGCAAAUAUGUUUUAUAGAUAAAAGCCCUUUGUCAAAAAAAAAUAUGCUUUAUAGAUUACAAAAGUAAAUAAUGAUGCAUCAACCGUCAGCACGUUAAGUGCUAGAGUAAAAUCUUUGCACAGUUACAAUUAGCUAUAUAUACUAAAGUUUAAAGAAAACGUUAAACACCAAAAGCCUAAAUUCUAGUAUAUCAAGAAAAUACGUGCUGAAAAAAUACGUGUACUGUAUGUUUUGCACUAAACGUAGUCGGCGAUAUUUUUAAAAAAUUGACAGUAAUAUUUGUUCGUAUUCCUUUAUAAGAACCCAAAACUACUCUUUUGCCUCUAUGAUAUUCAGUAGUCAAUUAUGUGAUGUACUUGUUUAUAACUGGCUACGAGCCUACGACUAUGCGAGACAAAGUCAAAGACCAAAAGAUAGAAAGAAUAAUCAAAGGUCAGCGUGAAGAGAGUCUAGAAAGGGAAGACGUAGUGUGGUGGGUCAACACUGUGAUAGAGUGACGUAAGAGCUUACUGAAUCAACAUGCCAGCUCAUCAUCAUGAUAUACAUUUCAAAUCAUUGAAACAUUUGACCCCAGAAACAGUCAAACCUUCGCUUUCAGUCAAACCUUCGCUUUCAUUAAACAAGUUAGCUCAUUUUCCCUUCAUUUCUUUUCAUCUUUUUUUUUACAGAAAACAAAGGAAGAAAUUAUCCAAAGAAAGAUCGUUUUGUCUCAUGCUAGUUGAAUUUCAUAGAGCCUUAUUGUGUAAAAGGUUGAUUUAGUGUACAUGUGAUAAAUUACUAAUGAUAAACUAUUAUCCGGUGUUCUCUCGCAAAAAAUAUGCUAAUUAUUAUAGUUAGAACCGUAAACCUAAACAUAAAUGUUUUCAGUCCGGUCUUUCCUAAAACUCUCAAAAAUUAUUGUUUGCAAUAUGAUUUUUCUUAUUUAUAUGCUAAUAAAAUUCUUACCAUUUUAUAUACUUCUUCCGUUUCAUUUUAAUUGUCAUCUUAAACUUAGACACACAAAAUAAUAAAGCACUUAAUUUUGUAUAUUUACUAAAUAAAAUAAUUAUUACAAUCACAUUUCAACUAAUAAGAAAAUAUAUUAAAAUAUAAAGACAAUAAAUUUUCUAUUGAAAUCAUAAAAUGACACUUAUUUUGAAACGGAAAUUUUACUCUACGAACACAAUUAAAUAGAAACGGAGAGAGUACAUAAGUGACUAGUACAAUAAAUCAACUAUACUAAUUGGAAAUUGAUACGGGAAUAGUGUACUAUAGUGAAUUGAAGUGAGACAAUGAAUGCACAUGCCAAAGGGUGGUGGGGAUGUGUAAAUCUUUAAAACAGUUCAAUUUGUUAAUGUUGCAAAGCCUAAAUAUAGAAAAGAUACAACGUUAAAUUUUAUAGAUAUUUAACUCAUAUUCAGUUGAUGAUAAAUAGAUGAAUUUAUUUUAUGCAUAACACUACAAGAAAACAUGGGGAUUCUGAUGGCCGAAAUCGUCAGAAAUUCGUCGGAAUACACUGAUUCUGACGAAUUUCUGACGAACCAGUCCGUCGGUAUAAUUUCGUCGGAAAAAAAAGAUUCGUCGGAAUUUCGUCAGACCUUCCGACGACUUUCUGACGAAUACCGAGAAACGUCAUUCUGACGAACUUCCGACGAUAUUCCGAUGCGGACACACGAGACCAGAGUUCAUCGAAAAAACUAUAUACCGACGGAGCACGUCCCUCGGACAAUACCGACGAACCGAGUCCUCGGAAAAUACCGACGGAUAAUGGUUCGUCGGAAUUUUCCGAGGAACCAUUUCCGUCGGUAUUUUCCGAGGACUUCGUUCGUCGGUAUAGUCUGAUGCCCUCAAUUCGUCGGAAUAUAUCAAUUUUAAAUACGAAUUAAUUUUGCAUUUUUAUAUAUAUUUUUUAUAUUAAAAAUUAAUUAAUAAAUAAAUAAAAUCUGAAAUUUAAAACCAAUAAUAUUAUAGAAUUUAAAUUCAUACAAACUGAAAUAGAAAAAAAAUAUUCAGAAAGUUAAAAAUU
This is a messenger RNA of Brassica rapa (field mustard), 5169 nucleotides long. RefSeq names its product sucrose transport protein SUC1-like. Gene Ontology annotation, biological process: sucrose transport. Gene Ontology annotation, molecular function: sucrose:proton symporter activity. The record is from RefSeq and is a predicted model, not a curated record. NCBI's taxonomy places the organism in Eukaryota, Viridiplantae, Streptophyta, Magnoliopsida, Brassicales, Brassicaceae. Gene Ontology annotation, cellular component: plasma membrane; vacuole.